CCGGGUGCCACCUGCGUUACGACCACCUGGUGAUCUCCCCCCACACGCCCGCCAUGCCAAUGACAACCUUUUUACUACAAGUGGCCUGCCAUGACACAGCCCAGAUUGCGCAAUGAGUCUUUCACUUUGAUGUCCACGCACGCACACACACACACACAGGUUGUGAGUCAUAAAAAAAAAAGGGGAAAAAAAAGCAAGAGAGAAAUGUCAGACGGGAAUUGGGUAGGGAGUGGAAUGCGAGGCGUUUGGGAGGGGAAGAGCAGCCAAUGUGCUGCUCUGAAUCUUGAGGAGGAGAGCGGCUGGUAAAGUGAGCGAGGGGGAGCGAGCGAGGGCUGAAGAUGUCAUUCCGAGCAGGCAGGAUUCCUGAAGUCAUGCUUCCGGAUCCUCCGCCGGGUCUCAGUCAGGAGCGAGGGCGCCGCAGCCACAUCAGCCGCACCUAGCCGGGGGUUCCAGGGCACAGGGGGCGGCGGGCCAUCGGUAGAAGAGGGUGCCCCCUCCCCCCCCCUCCGGGAGGCAAAAAUCAUGAGCGUUCCCAUGUUAAAGAUCGGGGCGGUGCUCAGCACCAUGGCGAUGGUCACCAACUGGAUGUCUCAGACUCUUCCGUCUCUGGUGGGACUCAACGGGACCGCCAUCGCCUCCAGAGGGGGCACGUCGGAGAGGAUCGUUAGCGCGCUGUACCCCAGCCCGGAGGAAGGCUGGCAGAUCUACAGCUCGGCGCAGGGCACAGAUGGGAAGUGCAUCUGCACGGUGGUGGCGCCGGCGCAGAGCGUGUGCAACCGCGACCCACGCAGCCGGCAGCUCCGCCAGCUCAUGGAGAAGGUGCAGAACAUAAGUCAGUCCAUGGAGGUGCUGGACUUGCGGACCAACAGGGACCUUCAGUACGUGAGGGAGACCGAAGGAAUGAUGAAGGUGGUGGACGGACGGCUGAAGGUGGCCUCGGACAACCCCCGAGGUCUCAAUCCAAAAGGAUUUCAGGAGUUAAAAGACAAGGUGAGCGAGCUCCUGCGCCGCCUCCCCGUGCUGGAGCAGUACAAGUCCGACACCAAGAUGAUCCUGCGCCUGCGAGAGGAGGUGAGGAACCUGUCCUUGGCCCUGAUGGCCAUCCAGGAGGAGAUGGGGGCCUACGACUACGAGGAGCUGCGCCAGAGGGUCCUGCUGCUGGAGACCCGCCUGCACUCCUGCAUGCAGAAGCUGGGUUGCGGGAAGCUCACGGGCGUCAGUAAUCCCAUCACAGUGCGAGCGUCAGGGUCCAGGUUUGGCUCCUGGAUGACAGAUACCAUGAUCCCCAGCUCUGACAACAGGGUGUGGUCCAUGGACGGUUACUUCAAGGGCCGUCGAGUCCUGGAGUACCGCACCAUGACCGACUUCAUGAAGGGCCAGAACUUUGUCCAGCACCUCCUCCCGCACCCCUGGGCGGGCACGGGCCACGUGGUCUACAACGGCUCGCUGUACUACAACAAGUACCAGAGCAACAUCGUCAUCAAGUACCACUUCCGCUCCCGGAGCGUGCUGGUGCAGCGCAGCCUGAGCGGCGCCGGCUACAACAACACCUUCCCCUACUCCUGGGGCGGCUCCUCCGACAUCGACCUGAUGGUGGACGAGAACGGGAUGUGGGCGGUCUACACCACCAUCCCCAACGCGGGCAACAUCGUCAUCAGCCGCCUGGAGCCGCAGACUCUGGAGGUUCUGCAGACGUGGGACACCGGCUUCCCCAAGCGCAGCGCCGGCGAGUCCUUCAUGAUCUGCAGCACGCUCUACGUCACCAACUCCCACCUGGCGGGCGCCAAGAUCUACUUUGCCUACUACACCAACACGUCCAGCUACGAGUACACGGACAUACCCUUCCACAACCAGUACUCGCAUAUCUCCAUGAUGGACUACAACCCCAGGGAGAGGGUCCUCUACACCUGGAACAAUGGACAUCAGGUGCUCUACAACGUCACACUGUUCCAGGUUAUCAAGACUUCUGGGGACUGAGAGCCCGGCUUAGACUAACAACGUUUGGGGGGGAGGGCCAAAGGGGUACAAGUCG
This is a messenger RNA of Entelurus aequoreus (snake pipefish), 2032 nucleotides long. Its product is annotated as noelin-2-like. The record is from RefSeq and is a predicted model, not a curated record. Bases 523 to 1977 code for a protein of 484 amino acids. The transcript has 6 exons. NCBI's taxonomy places the organism in Eukaryota, Metazoa, Chordata, Actinopteri, Syngnathiformes, Syngnathidae. Gene Ontology annotation, biological process: signal transduction.